AUGGCGGCCGCAACAAAAACAGCAGCUGCAUCGACAACAGACGAAGCGCAGCUGCCGCGCCGGCUGAAGGCGUCGCUGCUACCUGUCCGCGCAACGCUCGAUGCAGGACCCGACUUCUUCCUGGCGUCACGCCACGUCAGCGAGGAGGCGUCGCGGCGGUGCCUCGCCUCACUCUUCUCCCUCGCCUCUUCCCUGCACUCGCCGCAGCUUCCUUACUACAGCAAGUCGCUCGAAACGAGCCGGGCGCGGCAUGUGACGCCGGAGCAGGUGUGGGGACAGUUGAACAUGCUGCUGCGCCCAGUGCUGCGCCGCCUGCAGGACAACGUGCGGCGCGCGCAGAAGACAUUCAGCAGCGCCAGCUACGAACAGCAGCACGCCGGUGCCGUGCGACGCCAGACGAAGCGGCGACGGGAUGAAGACAACGAUAACAAUGAGGAGGGAGGGGACAAGGAUGCGCUCUCGACCAAGACGUCAGAGAUGAGCGAGAGCGACCUUGACGAGGAGAUCGCGCAGCUCCUAGCAGUGCAGCAGCAGCGGCGGCAGCAGGCGAAAAGUGGUUCGAAGGGCGCUGACGGCGACCACGCGUGGCGCUACGCCUUCGGGAAGGGCAAUGAGGACGACGACGAGGCGGAGUGGGGCGGCGAGAAGGACGAAGAGGAUGGGAAUGAUGAGGAUGAUGAUGAUGACGGGGAUAACGCACGCAUCCGCCGCAGGCACGCGCGGGCGAUGACGGCGGCGGCGGCGAAUGGCGACGAGGACGAAGAUGAUGAUGAUGAUGAUGAUGGUCAACGCGGUGAGGAAGAGCUGGCGGCGCUGCGGGAAAUGUACGGUGAGGACUUCGUGCCGGAGGACGACGACGACGACGGAUCCGCGGCAGAGGCGGGCGGUGACGAGGACGACGACCCACAGCUGGAAGAGGACCUCGCGUGGGACGACCCGAGCGCGCCGUUCAACGAGCGCGACGGGCAGUACUGGGGCGGCGACGAUGACAUCCUUGCCGACGACGGCACCGCGCAGCACGAGCAGCAGCGGCAGCAGGAGGACGAUGAGGACGACGCGGAGCUCAACGACCCCAGCUUGACGGAGCUACAGCGGGAGCGGCUGCGCGAGCGGCGACUGGUGUCGCGGCUGGAGCAGGAGCGGCUCUACAAUACGCAGUGGGCGAUGGCCGGCGAGGCGAGCGGCAACAGCCGCCCACGCGACGCGCUGCUGGACGAGGCG
Trypanosoma grayi is the source of this 1221-nucleotide messenger RNA. RefSeq names its product putative U3 small nucleolar ribonucleo protein MPP10. The transcript has a single exon. Gene Ontology annotation, biological process: rRNA processing. The record is from RefSeq and is a predicted model, not a curated record. Gene Ontology annotation, cellular component: sno(s)RNA-containing ribonucleoprotein complex; Mpp10 complex; small-subunit processome. The annotation marks the transcript as partial. Lineage: Eukaryota; Euglenozoa; Kinetoplastea; Trypanosomatida; Trypanosomatidae.